Messenger RNA from Polypterus senegalus (gray bichir), 833 nucleotides. RefSeq lists its product as uncharacterized. The coding region runs from base 1 to 801 and encodes 266 amino acids. Gene Ontology annotation, biological process: response to bacterium. The record is from RefSeq and is a predicted model, not a curated record. Lineage: Eukaryota; Metazoa; Chordata; Cladistia; Polypteriformes; Polypteridae. The transcript has 8 exons.
AUGCACAGUCAACAAGCUUUGUCCCCUGCAGUUCAAAAACAGCUGCUGCACUACACUACUGCCAGGACCACCAGCAGGAGAGAUGGGCUGAGUCUGAUGGCUGACCACACCACCAUGCAGCUGCUUGCUUUUGGUCUUCUCAGCUUCUGCCUUCAUGCCUGGAGUUUCUCGUUGACGUCUCUCACAGGUCACGCCAUUUCCCUGAACUGCUCAGGUGCCAACAGCAGUGUCGGCCCAGCGAUGCUCUGGUACAGGCAGCUCCCCGGGCGGCCACCUCAACCCAUACUGCAGACCUUCAGCCCUGACCGUGAACUCCACUUUCCAUACUUUAAUUUUGGAGGACAUUUUCUCUCAAAGAAAAAUCACACGCUAGUCAUCCAGAACGUCACCCAAGAAGACGCUGCGACUUAUUACUGCUCACAGCUAGAGAGGGACGUGUGCCGCUUUGGCGAAGGGAUCGAGCUGCGAGUGGACAGUCCAACAGACGUGAAGAGCACACUUGAAGCAGGUGCAGCUGGACUUUCUUGUCCCUGUAGAAUUUGGAUUUGGGUGUCUGCCAUCUUGGGAUUCCUGCUGGUGGUGAUGACCUCUGCUUUGACGUACGCAGUGUGCAGACUGAAGUCUAAAGUGAGGCGGCUUUCAGAGCAAAUGGAAAGCGACCAGAAAUCCAGGAGGCGAAGCUUUGAUUCUGAGAUUUCGUCUGCCAAUAAAGAGAGAGAAAGUGAAUACCAGAUGCUCUCCCACAAGGACCAGGCUUUAUAUGAAGUAUGUCAACACUCCCAGAAAACAACAAGGAAAUGAAGAAUGGAGCAGAGCAGAGGAAGAUCAGUUAG